AGCCAUAUGUUCCGCAAAGCGUAGCCAGUAAGAUUGACCAAAGCUGGAUUCCGUAGUGUAGACAGUGUUUAGGCUUUAGUGCAAGCCUAAAUGACAGAUGUCAGCAAUUUGUCCGAGAACAAUAGGAUAAAUUGGUAAAAUAAAGACAGUAAUAACGGUUUGUUUUGUAGUUCUGCUGUAGCUAAGUUUAUUUCGCACACUUAAGGUCAUUUCGUGCAAGCACACCUAGCAGGUUAGUGUGUGCUAGGUAGCUAGCUAGCUUGCUUGUUAGCUAAAGACAACGUCACAAGAAGAAAAUCAGAAACAAACGCAGUGAUCGGUUGAUAAAAAGGUGCCGUCUGGGAAAUAAACCACCGAAAGUGCCAGAAUGAAUGUCGCUAAAAGUGGUUAUCGCGUCUUUUCAGCAAACUCCUCCGUAGCAUGCACAGAACUGGCCAAGAAGAUAACAGAACGGCUGGGAGUUGAACUGGGGAAGUCUGUGGUCUUUCAGGAGUCUAACAGAGAAACUAGAGUUGAUGUGAAGGAGUCAGUUCGUGGACAAACUAUCUUCAUCAUCCAGACUAUACCACGAGAUGUCAACACAGCCAUCAUGGAGCUUCUGGUUAUGGCCUACGCCCUCAAGACGUCUUGUGCAAAGAACAUCAUUGGAGUCAUCCCUUACUUUCCAUACAGCAAACAGUGCAAGAUGAGAAAGAGGGGCUCGAUAGUGAGCAAGUUGUUAGCUUCAAUGUUAGCAAAAGCAGGAUUAACACACAUCAUCACCAUGGACCUGCAUCAGAAGGAGAUCCAGGGCUUCUUCAGCUUUCCAGUGGACAACUUGCGUGCCUCCCCUUUCUUAAUUCAGUACAUCCAAGAAGAGAUUCCUGAUUACAGAAAUGCCAUCAUUGUGGCAAAGUCUCCAUCAGCAGCUAAGAGGGCUCAGUCCUACGCAGAACGCCUGCGUUUGGGUCUAGCUGUUAUUCACGGCGAGGCUCAGUGUUCAGAGUCUGACAUGGCUGAUGGAAGACACUCCCCACCAUGUGUACGUAACACCACAGGACACACAGGGCUGGAGCUUCCUUUAAUGAUGGCCAAGGAGAAACCUCCCAUCACUGUAGUCGGAGACGUGGGAGGGAGAAUAGCCAUUAUUGUGGAUGACAUUAUAGAUGAUGUAGGAGACUUUGUUGCAGCUGCAGAGAUCCUGAAAGAAAGAGGAGCCUAUAAAAUCUACAUCAUGGCCACACACGGCCUACUGUCUGCUGAUGCUCCACGCCUCAUAGAGGAAUCUGCCAUUGAUGAGGUGGUGGUGACUAACACAGUUCCCCAUGAAGUACAGAAGCUACAGUGUCCCAAAAUCAAGACUGUGGAUGUCAGCAUGAUAUUGGCCGAAGCCAUCCGCCGCAUCCAUAAUGGAGAGUCCAUGGCCUACUUGUUCCGCAACAUCACCGUGGACGACUAGACAGUCAGAUAGUGAGAGCUGAGGGCCUGGAUUUGCAUUGUGCCUCUGCAAGACCUUCUUCAAGGUGAACUCAUUCUUCAAGCACUGUAGAGGACUUCAGGCGUUCAACAGCCUUGGUGAAAUUUACAUCAAAAUGUGGCUGAAAUGGAGAAAAACACUGCCAAUAAUGAAAUUUUAAACCUCACCUCAUAAUGGUUUUAUUGUAUGAUAUUUUUAAAUAAAUGUAAUUAAUAUAUAUACAUUAGGGUGAAACUAAAUUCCCUAUACUUUGGGAAACUGAGAAACAGCUGGAAAACAGGUUACUGUUUAGCUUUGUUAAUACUUGAACAAUAAGGCUUUUCACUGUUGUAAUUAGUACUACUAGUAUUUGGAGUACUGAUUGUAUUGAUUUAUAUUAACUCAAAGAGCUAAAAGCUAGAAAACUUCAACAGCAGCAAAGGCCUUGAAAUGUGCAAAAAAAAACACAUGAAUUGGGGCUAUGUUUAACUUUGCAGUCAGACCAGUACUAUAAAUCCUCCUACAUUCUUCAUUUAUUUGAAGAAUUUACCUACAUAAAGGGUCAGUACUGGAAAAGAUGUUUUAAUAAUCAAUAAUUACACUCAAUAAUAAUAUCUCACUAAAAUGUCAACAAAAUAAAUAAUAUUUAUUUAUUAAUGAAAACUUAAUGAAAAACUCAGUAUCAGUCAUUAUCAUUCCCUUCCUCCUCCCUGCUGCUGAUGUGAUCCAUUGCCUGCAGAUACCGCUGGUAGAGAGGGGGUGGCUGGUUUGUCUCAGCCAGAUUCACAGAAAACUACGUUACACAGUGGGACUACAUACAGACACCUUUUGGUUUAGCUUCUUUGUAGUUUUUCAUUAUUAUCUGUAGAUAAAGGUUUUUUUGCAGUUACAGUAACGAGCUUAUUCCGCUCUGCUAUUCGCUGACUUCGCUCAGUGUGUGUAUUUGUGUAGGAGUUCAACACCAACACAGAAAGCAGGAUUCCUGUAUGAUUUCAACGUGGAUUUGUUGGCCACAAUAAAACUUUUGCAUAAUCAAGGAAAAAAUAGGUAUCAUUAAAAGUGAGUUUUUUAAAUUUUUAAUCAGAGAUGCUACCUAGCAACUUCACUGCAGCUUCCAGCAUGCUGGUAGCGAUGACAACGCAGAAACCAGAGACUAUAUAUUUACAAACUAUAGUCAUAAGAUUAUUUAUUUUGUAAUGUCUUGAACUAAACAUCAAGUAGAGGUUCAUACACAGAGCUGAUUUUGUAGAAUCAGCAAUGACAUGUUCCUCCUCAGCAAUUAACGAGUUCUAUACUACUAUGCUGAUCUCUUGCCUGAUUUUCCAGCGUGGGUCCUACUGUUAGUGGGCUGCCAGCUGUAGACUGCAAACACACAGGGAUGCACACACACAGACUCUGUCUCUGAGGCAGAGGUGAGAACUCUUAGGUGUCAAGGAGGCGCCGUGGUUGGUUUCUGUCUAUGGGAUCCAAUGCACGUGACCUGAGGCCUUGUUUGACUGUGUAAUGCAGCGAGAUAAUGGAUAGUAAUGUGACCAGUGGGAUGACUGUUGACCUCAGUGGACCCAGCACACCUGCUGUUGCACUGAUGGUGUUACUCAGGGUGAAGCAGAUGUUUUUCUGGGAAUAUUCAAAAAUAAAGGGCAAGUAUGACGGCAGCAGAUGUUUUAAUUCUAUGCAAUAUUUUAAGGCCAUUCUUUAAAACAAGUCUGACCUGUCAUGUUAUUGCCUUUCUGUGUUGCUAUCAACCUAUCAACAUAUAUUAAUUUUCCUCUCAUUGCCACUACUCAACUGAUGGUAGCUCUGUGCAGGAGGCAAAUUCAUUAAAUUGUCUGACAGCCCACUUCACAAGCCAGACGGAAAACAAGUGUUGAAAUAAGCACAUGUGGAUCUAUUAUAUCCAUACACAACAAUGUUACUCAACAAUCAGACAGGAUUCUAAACUGUUGUUUAUGCUCAUGGAAAGACCUUUCUGUUUAUAAUUUUUUAAUGCACCACUCCACUGCAUUAAAAUACAGAAUUCAUGACGUGCCCAUGAAGUCAUUUGAUUAAAAUUUGAGCUUGAAUGGUUCGAUCCCCUGUAUGUUCAAGAAUUUUUGAUGUUCUUCUUAUUUGUCUUCUGUAUCCUUGUCUUCACUGAAUGUGAAGUUUCACCUCAGCAGACCAUGAGAUGAAAUAAAGAUUGAAAGGAU
Micropterus dolomieu (smallmouth bass) is the source of this 3624-nucleotide messenger RNA. Its product is annotated as phosphoribosyl pyrophosphate synthase-associated protein 1. Bases 368 to 1438 code for a protein of 356 amino acids. Gene Ontology annotation, biological process: 5-phosphoribose 1-diphosphate biosynthetic process; purine nucleotide biosynthetic process. The transcript is spliced from 11 exons. Gene Ontology annotation, cellular component: ribose phosphate diphosphokinase complex; cytoplasm. Gene Ontology annotation, molecular function: magnesium ion binding; ribose phosphate diphosphokinase activity. The record is from RefSeq and is a predicted model, not a curated record. Lineage: Eukaryota; Metazoa; Chordata; Actinopteri; Centrarchiformes; Centrarchidae.